This is a messenger RNA of Thyridium curvatum, 1572 nucleotides long. RefSeq lists its product as uncharacterized. Bases 1 to 1572 code for a protein of 523 amino acids. The record is from RefSeq and is a predicted model, not a curated record. NCBI's taxonomy places the organism in Eukaryota, Fungi, Ascomycota, Sordariomycetes, Thyridiales, Thyridiaceae. The transcript is spliced from 7 exons.
AUGGUCGCUUUGAAGUCGUCCCUCCUACUUAGUGGAUGGACAGCUGCCGUUGCAGCUUUACCUCCUCCAGGGCGGGCACCUCCUUGUCGCUUCGCUCCACUCCACUCACAAGAAGAUAUUCUAAGGGAUCCCAACCAGUUUCUUCAAGAUUACUUGUACUGGGAGGGCAAGUUUCACCAGAAUGACGUCUCGUACAACACUGCCAACGGCAUGUCCUAUGAUGGAACACAACUGGACUGGAAAACUGGCAUUGCCAGUAAGAAGCACGACUUCAGUGCUGCGAGCAAAGAGUCGUUGCAAAUCAUGAUUUAUGCCCAGGCUAUCUCAGGCUCGCCCGAGGCGGCCCGCUUUCUCUCUCCAGACCGGCCUCAUGCCGCGGUUGAUAUCGCCGCAGACAUCAUGGCAACCAAGAUUAAGACGUAUCUCAAGUUCAACGAGACCUAUCCUGGGUUCGGAGGCUUCCUUCCCUGGUUCAACUCUGCCUCGCAGGAUAUUGCCCCUACAUCAGAUUGGGUCAACCGUGUUCCUGCGCUUGAUAACGGCGAGCUCCUGUGGGCUGUAUAUGGCGCAAUCGAGGCUAUGGAGUCAUGCGGUCAUAAAGACCUCUCUCAGCUCGCUGCCAAAUGGUCUGAUUGGCUUGACUACACAAAGAAGACUGCUUCCAAGAUCUUUUAUGCUGGCAAAGGUCGUGUCUGCGCUGUCACCACUAUCGGAAACCAGUCCUUGGCUGUGACUAGCCCAGGUCAGACUUAUGCUUGUGAGGGCACCGCAACUUUGGACGACCCUUAUGAGGGCGAGCUGUUCACCUGGUGGCUGCACUUCUUCAGCGACCUGCCUCAAGAGGACCAGGAUGCUCUCUGGGAGGCCAAGCGGGCGAAGCUUGUGAGCGUGGAGUAUGAGAUGGAUGGUGUCGGCCCGAUCACUGUCCAAGAAGGUUACUGGUUCUCAAGUCACGAACAGUGGAAGGUUCUCGAGAUGCCCUACUAUGAUGUGGAUAUUGUGCGCCGUGUGUUCACCAAUGCUGAACGCGUUCGAACCUGCAAUUCUGUGGUCAUAAAGAACCCAGGACUGUUUGCCUCAAUCAACAACAUUACCAACAUCACAAGUGACGAAAUCAUUGGCUACAUCUCCAAUACUGGCAUCCCCUCCGUUUCGUCCCAGAAGAAGCAGGAGAACAUUGUCAUUACUCCAUACGGCUCUUAUCCGACUAUCUUGAUCAACAAGGGAGUCGGUCUGGCCUGGGUGCGCAACAUGUUGAUCGCCAAGAAGAUGCAAAACACUUAUGGUAGCACGGAGGCCACGAGGAUUGAUGGCACAGGUGUCUCUGCUCUGUUGACAUGGGACAGCAAAGUCACUACUGUCGCUGCGGUCCUUGGUGGUGUGCAGGAUCUUGUUCGAACCCGACUCAGGCGCCAUGGACUCUACAAUGACUUUGUCUCGAUCCUGGAGCGAGAGCACUCCCGCGUUUUCACCGAGUUGAAGGGCGAACAUGUGGACCUGUGUCUUCCCGAAGCACAUGUUCCCGAUACUGGCCUAAAGGAUUUUACAUCUUGCGUAGCUUCGCCGCACUAA